AUGCUGGUUCUGGUGCUUGUGCCUGUGCUUCUGCCUAUACUAGUGCUGGUUGCUCCAGCUGGUGCUGGUUUUGGUGCUGGUGCUGGCGCUUGUGCAGGUGCUUGUACCAGUAAUGUUGUUGGAGCUGGUGCUGCUGCCUGUACUAGUAAAAGAGCUGGUGCUGCUGCUGGUGCUGGUGCUAGUGCUGGUGCAGGUGCCUGUGCCGUUGAUCUUGCUGAUGCUGGCCCUGGUUUUGGUGCUGGUGCUGGUGCUGGUGCUGAUACUGUUGCUUCUGCUUGUGCCUUGGCUGGUGGCGGCGCUUGUACUGGUGCCUGUACCAGUGCUAGUGCUGUUGCUGGUGCUAGUGAUGGGGGUGAUGCUGGUGUUGGUCGUGAUGCUGAUGCUUUUGCUGGACUCGAUGCAUGGGAUGGUGAUGGUGCUGGUGCUGAUGUUGGUGCUGGUGCUGGUGAUGGUGCUGGAGUUGAUGCUGCUGCUGGUGCUAGUGCUGGUGCUGGUGCCUGUGCGGCUGCUUCUGCUGAUGCUGGAGCUUGUGCUUGUCCUAAUGCCUGUAAUAGUGCUCAAGCUGAUGCUGGUUUUGAUGCUGGUGCUGGCGCUUGUGCAGGUGCUUGUACCAGUAAUGUUGUUGGACCUGGUGCUGGUGCCUGUGCUGGUGCCUGUGCUGGUGCCUCUGCUGGUGCCUGUGCUGGUGCCUGUGCUGGUGCUGGUGCUAGUGCUGCUGGUGGUGCUGGUGUUGGUCGUGAUGCUGAUGCCUGUGCUGGACCCGAUGCUUGGGCUGGUGAUUGUGCUGGUGCUGAUGUUGGUGCUGGUGCUGGUGAUGGUGCAGGAGCUGGUGCUGCUGCUGGUGCUAGUGCUGGUGCUGGUGCCUGUGCGGUUGGUGCUGGUGCUGGUGGUGGUGCUGGUGCUGGUGGUGGUGCUGGUGUUGGUGGUGGUGCUGAUGCUUGUGCCGGACCCGGUGCUUGGGCUGGAGAUGGUGCUGGUGCUGAUGCUGGUGCUGUUGCCGGUGUUGGUGCUUUGGACGGUUUUGGCACUUGUGCUGCUGCCUCUACUAGUAAAAGAGCUGUCUGUACUAGUAAAAGAGCUGGUGCUCCUGCUGGUGCUGCUGCUAGUGCUGGUGCUGGCGCCUCUGGACCCGGUGCUUGGGCUGGUGAUGGUGCUGGUGCAGAUGACGGUGCUGAUGCUGGUGCUGGUGCUUAUGCUGGUGCUUCAGCCAGUACUGGCACUUGUGUUGCUGCCUGUACUAGUAAAAGAGCUGGUGCUGCUGCUGGUGCUGGUGCUAGUGCUGGUGCAGGUGCCUGUGCCGUUGAUCUUGCUGAUGCUGGCGCUUGUGCCUGUCGUAAAGCCUCUACUAGUGCUGAAGCUGGUGCUGGUUUUGGUGCUGGUGCUGGUGCUUGUGUUUGUGCUGAUACUGUUGCUUCUGCUUGUGCCUGGGCUGGUGGCGGCGCUUGUACUGGUGCCUGUACCAGUGCUAGUGCUGCUGCUGGUGCGGGUGGGGGUGGUGGUGCUGGUGCUAGUGAUGAUCCUGGUGCUUGUGCUAGACCCGGUGCUUGUAUUGGUGCUGGUGCUGGUGCUGGUGCUGGUGCUGGUGCUGGUGCUGGUGCUGGUGCUGGUGCUGGUGCUGGUGCUGGUGCUGGCGCCGUUGUUUUUGCUGAUGCUGGCGCUUUUGCCUGUCCUAGUACUUAG
Molecule: messenger RNA, 1680 nt
Organism: Rhopilema esculentum
Lineage: Eukaryota; Metazoa; Cnidaria; Scyphozoa; Rhizostomeae; Rhizostomatidae
Source: RefSeq, a predicted model, not a curated record